AUGCGCUCAUUACAGCUGCAGCGGGUUGUGUGCCGCUUUGCUUUCUCGCGCCACCCGCUCUCACUGCUGCAGAAACGCGCCAAAUCCACCACGGGGGAAAGUGGCGAAAAGAAGGGGAAUUCCAGCGACAAGCAGCUCUCAUUCUCAAAGUCUCACAUUGUGCUGCGGAGCACUACGGGGGGGGAUGCUGCAGCUGACACGCCGCAAGAAGUAUCCGGCAGUGUCACGAGCACCGAGCCGACAGAUGGGUCGAUGGAACCGGAUUACGGCCCUCUCCGUCCCACUGGCAUGUGGAAGGUGGAGGAAGUGGUGGACGUGAAGAACUCGACGGUUGACUUUCGGCGCAUCGAUGAUGUGGAGAGCGAAGUGAUUGAGGCAUUGUCGCAGCCGGACGAUGCAGUGGUGCCUUAUGAGGAGGAGGAGAAAUGGAAACACAAGUUGAUGUUUGUACACAAGUUCAAAAAGGCACCAAAGCACCUGACGUGGCGUGAGCUUGGUGAGGAAAUUGAGUGUCUGGACUGUGUCAUCGACAUGGACGAACAUAGACCGGAGGAGAUAUUCACCAUCUCCUUUUACUUCACCGACAAAAAGUCAGGGACGCGGGACAUGGUUUGGAAAGCACGAAACGAUGUCUCCUUUUCAGAGGGUUUUACGGAUAUGUUAGCCGCCAUUGGUGCAUGUCUGGGUCGAGCUAGUGUUCACAGGACCAUUCGUUUUGAUGACGCCAUGGGGACUAGGCGUGACAUCUCCAUUCGUAAGGUGUCACGAUAUACAUCCGAUAUCACUAUUGCGUUCCGUCCAGCAGAGUCGUACAAUAAGUACGAGAGGAAAUUUGAGCAAGAUGAAUACGAGAAAAGUAUGGCGGAACAGGGAAUGAGUACGUGGGGAUUUCACCCAUCCCUCAUGGAUCCCGAGUAUAACACGCUUGACUUUGAAGAUCCGCCUGGCACGUACAGUACAGUCAUCUCCGCUCAUGCCUUCAGCUUCAUUUAUCUGAGGGCUAUCAAUCGCCUUUUGUCAAGACCACUAGUGGAUUUUUAUCGUCCCUCGCAACUUAUGCGCACCGCUAAGGUACGGACGGAAGAUGACUUGGGUCUUAUCCAUGCCAUGAAAGGGUGGAUGGGCAUUGAAGAGCAAGUGUAUCCUCACUACACGCCGAUUGAAGCCAUUCAGGAGCACUGGUUGGGCAAGGAUGCACCCUUUAGUCUGGUUGCCAUGGUCAACAAGUUGAGAGAAAUGACGUACCUGAAACGUCAGAACCCGGAAUUUCAGUCGUGGUUGUCGAUACGUCACCAUGACACGCAUAUAGCGCUUCGGAAUAUUGGUCUCAAGCUUCUUGGAGUUGGGGCAAGUACAUUAUUUGUGCCGGCAUCACAUAACGAAACGGUUAAUCGAAUGCUACCAAAAUCACAGCAGCGUUGUCUGGAAAGUCGAUUCUCUUUGAACGCGCUUUUUGGCGUUCCAGAUGAAACGAGGAACCUGGGUGAGUUUAGGAAAUUGACCGGCCAUGAUCGCAUCACCGAUAACGAGAAAGAGAAGGAAAAACCUUCCAUGCCGAAUGAUGGAAAGCAGAACGAUUAG
Trypanosoma cruzi is the source of this 1581-nucleotide messenger RNA. RefSeq lists its product as uncharacterized. Lineage: Eukaryota; Euglenozoa; Kinetoplastea; Trypanosomatida; Trypanosomatidae. The record is from RefSeq and is a predicted model, not a curated record. The transcript has a single exon. The coding region runs from base 1 to 1581 and encodes 526 amino acids.